ACACUCUUUCUAAAUAUGUGGAAAAGUGGUAUGCAAAAGAGUUACACUUCAUUAGCAAUUUGUUUAUUUAUUAGUUUGAUAUAUUUAGAUGGGGACUUCAGUAGUUGAUUUGAUUAUAGUAUUGGCUCUAAGCAUAAUAGUUGCUUAUGUUCAUAAACAAAACAUAUAAAUAUUGUUAUUUCAGCUGUUUGAAGCUGAUGUAAAAAGCCGAACGUAAAAAGAGCAAAAAAACGCAACUGGAAGCAGAAAUGGCUCUCAUAGAACGGAUCUACUGCUUCUCAUAUAUGCAUUCAAUGAGAACCUAGCCUUUACUACUGCGCCUUUAAGUAGCUAUUUGUGCAAACAUACAUAGCAGUUUGCCAGUGUGAAUGUCCUCAGCUGAACUACACACACACACGUCACGCAUACAUAAUCAGUCAUGUACUCACAAUAUUCGUUAUCUUGCUAGCACUGCUCUUACAAACAAACUCAAUAUAAUACAGUAUCAGCCUAUGCAGGCAGCAGGAGGUUGGUGGCACCUUAAUUGGGGAAGACGGGCUCGUGGUAAUGGCUGGAAUGAUAUCAAACACAUGGGUUAAUACCAUUCCAUUAGCUCUGUUCCAGCCAUUAUUAUGAGCCGUCCUCCCCUCAGCAGCCUCCACUGAGCUAUGGCAUCUGGGAGAAUUCGCUCAACCCGCAGACUACGCUCCUGGAUGGUAGACCAGGUCAGCAGUGGGAAGUACCCUGGCCUGAUAUGGGACGAUGACGCCAAGACCAUGUUUCGUAUCCCCUGGAAACACGCCGGGAAACAGGACUUCCGCAGUGAAGAGGAUGGUGCCAUCUUCAAGGCAUGGGCGGUGUUUAAGGGGAAGUUGUCCGAUGGGGGUCGUGUGGACCCUGCCUCCUGGAAGACCCGGCUGCGCUGUGCUCUCAAUAAGAGCCCGGAGUUCAAAGAGGUCCCCGAGAGGUCCCAGCUAGACAUCUCCGAACCAUACAAAGUUUACUGCCUUGUACCGAUGAAUGAACAAGUGUUGGGGAAUGUUAAAAUAAAGGGCCGAGCCAGAGCAGGAGGGAGGAAGAGAAGGAGCAGCGAUUCAGAUAGCGAGGAGGAGGUGAAGGAGGAGGUUGUGGUCAAACAGAUGAAAGAGGAGAUCAUCACCGCCCCAAUCACCAUGUCUGUUCAGGAGAUUGAUGAAAGUGUUCUUACCAUCCAACAAGACCAGUUCGAUCAGCCCUUGGUCAUCCUGAAGAGCGAUGGGACGAUCGAUGAGCUCCAGGUGAACGUCACAAUUGAGACCGUCCCUCCCCCUGGAGCACGGGACUCGUUCCAUGUCUUAGUGAAAUACAUAGGACAGGAGGUGCUUAAACGUGAGGUCAUAGGCAGCGAUGUCCGAAUCGCCUACCUGCCCUCAUCACCUGUUCCACCCACCCUGAUGAUGGGUGGGUUCCCACGCAUCCCCCUCCCAGAGUCCCCCUCCACCCUGACCUCCAGCCCUGGCAUCGGGCCUCAGCUCCAGGCCCUCUCCACACUGUUGCCCUUCAUGGAGAAAGGGGUGAUCCUGACCUCCACGGGGGCAGGGAUCUAUGCUAAGCGCUACUGCCAGGGCCGGGUGUUCUGGACAGGGCCACAUUCAACCACGACGGGACCCCACAAGAUGAACCGUGCUGUGGAGCCCGUGCUGCUCUUUGACAGAGAGGCUUUCAAAAUGGAGCUGGACCACUUCCGCAGUUACGGGGGAGACACUCCUCAGUGUGGCAUCACCUUGUGUUUCGGAGAGGAGUUCAGUGCCACAGAGGACCCAUCCAGCAAACUCAUCAUCACACAGAUAACCCUACCCUGGGCUCAGCAGCAGGUCAAAGAAGCUGAAGACUUCCGGGAGUCAAUGACCUACCUCCGUGACAUAGCCAGCCAAUCAGGAGAUGUCACCAUCAACCUGGUACCAGUGCCUUACCCCUGAGCAUCUGAUCACAGGACAUCUCGUAUAUAUUAAGAGUGAAAACAAUAUUGAAGCACUUUCUGAUCUGAUACCAAGGGCUCAAUUCAAUCCGUGUCGCGGAAAUUCAGC
Messenger RNA from Oncorhynchus gorbuscha (pink salmon), 2045 nucleotides. RefSeq names its product interferon regulatory factor 9 (gene irf9). The record is from RefSeq and is a predicted model, not a curated record. Gene Ontology annotation, cellular component: nucleus. The transcript has 10 exons. Gene Ontology annotation, molecular function: DNA-binding transcription factor activity, RNA polymerase II-specific; protein binding; RNA polymerase II cis-regulatory region sequence-specific DNA binding. Gene Ontology annotation, biological process: regulation of transcription by RNA polymerase II; immune system process. The coding region runs from base 648 to 1937 and encodes 429 amino acids. Lineage: Eukaryota; Metazoa; Chordata; Actinopteri; Salmoniformes; Salmonidae.